GACAUUGACAAUAAAAUCAUUAACCAAAAAGGUUUGUUUUCAUGUUUUGUUUGUUUGUUGCAUUCAAUUAUGACUUUUGUAAAAAGUGGAAACUUUGUUUUGUGUCCAUAUUAAUUAUUAACCAAAUAACUUUACAUACCUUACUUACUCAGUUACAUAUUAUCCAUAAAACUAUUGUUUUAAAAUCAACGCCUACAGAACUUCAUCAUGUCCACCCGCGAAAUACUUACUCUACAGUUUGGACAUUAUUCCAACUACGUAGGAGCUCAUUUCUGGAAUAUCCAGGAACUGGGUUUUGACUACACUGGUACGGUAAAAGCAGAGUGUAAUCAUGAUAUUCUAUAUCGGGAAGGACAGACAGCGAACGGAGAGGUAACCUAUACUCCUCGCUUGCUUUUGGCGGAUUUAAAAGGAUCUUUGAAAACAUUGCCGACUUCUGGAGGCUUAGAAGAACCUCGUGUAGAAGAGGAUCUUCCAUGGCAUACUGUCGAAAGGGUAGAAGAGCCAACAGCCAGCAAAAAUGAAUUCUUGCAUGAUAUAGAUGGUGAAAAUUCUUCAAACAUAAAUAAUAAAGAAUAUAAUUUUGAACAAGAUGUACAAACUUGGACUGAUUAUUUGUAUCCUCGAUUUCAUCCUCGUUCAGUUAAUGUAAUUAAGGAAUAUCAACAUGGAAAUGAAAAUGAAAGCUUUGACUACAACUGUUCUGGCAGAGAAAUUUGGAAAUCAAAUUUUGGAGACACAUUUUCUGACAAAAUCAGAAAAUAUGUAGAGGAAUGUGAUAGUAUGCAGGGUUUUCAUGUAAACUUUGACUGCACAGAUGGUUUCUCUGGCCUUGCACUAGGCUGUAUUGAACACCUGGCUGAUGAAUACAACAAAGUCAUUUUAGCUUUCCCUAUUAUUGCAUCUUACUUCUCAGAUAACAAUCCAUCUACUGAAGAUGAGAGAGAAAAAGCAAACAUAAAAGAUUCAGUAAGAUUAGUUAAUGUUGCAUUAUCCAUUGAAGAGUUGUCACAACAUUCCGCUUUAUUUGUACCUUUAUGUACUGGUGAGAAGGGAUGGAGAAAGCCUGGCGCUCCUAGAGCGUUUGACUACAUCAACUACAAGCCAGAACAAUAUUACCAUUCUUCAGCAUUACUUGCAUCUGCUAUUGAUACAUUGAGUCAUAAAUAUAGGCAUAAAGCUAAUGUUCAUACAAUGUCCGAUAUAUGUGCCGACAUGACCGGUUAUGGAAGAAAAAUGGCUGCAGCAUCAUUUGGAAUGCCUGUAGCUUUAAAAGAAUCUGAAUAUCUGAUUGACUAUUUAAAUACCAUCUCAAAACCUCUUUACAAAUCCAUCACACCUAGCUGUAAAAUUGCUACAGAUAAAAUUUUCCAGCUUAUCACUGUUAGAGGAAUCCCAGAAUCUUAUUUAAAAGCACCCAUGAAGGAAGCUAAAGAUCAAAUGAAACUUGCUGCAUACAGAUGUAGCAAUGUAAAAGAAAUGUUUGAAUUAUAUUUUCAAGCAAAUAAUUUCUUGUCUGCAACAAAUGUUACAGUAUCUGAGAAACCACUGGAUCUGAAAACACCAUUUCCUAAUAUUUUCUCAGAUUGUUUGAAUAAAUAUGGAUUUGUUAAAGAUGACACUGUUGUACAGAAAGUAGAAAGCUGUCCAGUAAUUGCUGGAUUCCACAAUGGUAAUUUCAUGUCAGAUGUCAUUGAAAAACUCCACAGAGAUGUGAGCAGGAUUAAAUUUGCAAAACUACAUAAGUUCCGAGAACAGGGACUCGAAGAAGCUGAUUACAGAGAAUGUCUAGAUAGGUUAUCAGAAUUUAAGGAUAACUAUGAAGAUGAUUUUGAGCUUUAAUUUUUAAAUAGGGGUAUAGUUAAAAUAAAUGACAAAGUAUAGAAGUUAAACUUUAUUAAGAUGAUUUAGAUAAAAUAAAUCAUAUUAUUUCA
This is a messenger RNA of Bicyclus anynana (squinting bush brown), 1934 nucleotides long. RefSeq names its product protein misato (gene mst). Bases 208 to 1842 code for a protein of 544 amino acids. The record is from RefSeq and is a predicted model, not a curated record. The transcript has 2 exons. NCBI's taxonomy places the organism in Eukaryota, Metazoa, Arthropoda, Insecta, Lepidoptera, Nymphalidae. Gene Ontology annotation, cellular component: cytoplasm. Gene Ontology annotation, biological process: mitochondrion distribution.